This is a messenger RNA of Penicillium cataractarum, 1542 nucleotides long. Its product is annotated as MFS transporter. Gene Ontology annotation, biological process: transmembrane transport. The coding region runs from base 1 to 1542 and encodes 513 amino acids. The transcript has 5 exons. The record is from RefSeq and is a predicted model, not a curated record. Gene Ontology annotation, molecular function: transmembrane transporter activity. NCBI's taxonomy places the organism in Eukaryota, Fungi, Ascomycota, Eurotiomycetes, Eurotiales, Aspergillaceae.
AUGAGUGACGAUUCGUCCCUCCCCCGGUCUGACCUUGAAAAGGGACUCGGACGCGAGACCACCGUAUCGGUUAGGAGCCAGACUGGAGAGUCAGAGAAGACGGGCACCGAAAUACCUCAACCAUCUCGAUUGGAUGGCGAGGCGAAGGAUCCUAAUUUGGUGACCUGGGAUGGACCAGACGACCCUGAAAAUCCGUUCAACUGGAAAACUUAUAAAAAGGCUCGACAACUCGUGUUUAUGGCCUUCAACACUUUCUUGACUCCCCUAGCGUCCUCUAUGUUCGCCCCGGGAGUGGAAGACGUGAUGAUCGAAUUUGGCUCUUCUAGCUCCAUGCUUGCCUCAUUCGUCGUCUCAGUUUACGUUUUGGGUUACAUGGUCGGCCCUUUUCUGAUCGCACCAUUGUCUGAGCUAUACGGACGAGUUCCGCUGUAUCAUGCCUGCAAUGUGCUCUUUUUGAUCUUCACUAUUGCUUGCGCUGUUGCCCAGAGCCUCCCACAGUUGAUCGUCUUCCGGUUUUUUGCAGGUGUUGCAGGUGUCUGCCCACUGACAAUCGGCUCUGGAACAGCAGCCGACAUGGUUACCAAAGAAAAACGGGCCGGCGUCAUGGCAAUCUGGGCGAUGGGGCCCAUUCUGGGUCCUGUGAUCGGACCUGUCGCCGGCGGAUUUUUAGCCGAAGCAGAAGGAUGGCGCUGGGUAUUUUGGGUGAUUGCUAUCACGACCGGUGUCGUCAUUAUUGGAACCGUCCUCAGCUACCGGGAAUCAUACGCACCUGUUUUGUUGAAACGCAAGGCCGCUCGCCUCAGAAAGGAGACUGGAAAUCCAAAUCUUCGAUCGAUCUACGACACCGGCCGGCCUCCACGUCAGGUUUUUCUGUCAGCGCUCGCCCGACCCGUCAAGCUUCUCUUUGGAUCGCCCAUCGUUUUUCUCUUGGCGCUGUUCGCGGCCGUGACCUAUGGCUAUCUCUACCUGAUGUUCACCACAAUCACGUCCAUUUUCGAGGACGAAUAUGGGUUCUCAUCUGGGCUCGCCGGUUUGGCGUAUCUGGGCUUUGGCGUUGGCUGUCUGCUCAGCCUCGUUGUCUGCGGUCGUGUAGCCAAUCGUAUUGCUGUCACCCACACUGCCCGGGGAUGCUUCACGCCGGAAUCCCGGUUGCCGCCCAUGAUCUACGGAUGCUGGGCCAUUCCCAUUGGUCUGUUUUGGUAUGGCUGGUCGGCGCAAGCUCACACACACUGGAUUGUGCCCAUCUUGGGAACCGGAGUCUUUGGAGUCGGCCUCAUUACGGUCUUCAUGUCGGCGAAUACUUACCUUGUGGACUGUUACUUGGUUCAUGCAGCUUCCGUGACUGCAGCUAGUACCGCACUACGAUCUUUGGUCGGAGCUGUGCUCCCUCUGGCAGGACCGUCAAUGUACAGCGCCCUCGGGCUUGGAUGGGGAAACUCUCUCCUGGCAUUUAUCGCCUUGGCCCUGUGCGCGGUGCCUCUGCUGUUUGCGCGAUAUGGCGCAGCAAUUCGCACGCAUCCGCGGUUCCAAGUUCGCCUUUGA